GUCUUGAGUCUCCUCCCCACGCAACUCUCUCUGAGAUAGCAACAUGCCCUCUGAAUCGUGGCCAGAACAAUUGGAGGGGGUGAAACGCAACGGCGCAUCAAUCUUGAAGAAACCCUGCGUCCGCAACGCACUCAUGGCAGGCAUUGGGACAGGAACCCUGAUGGGCAUCCAUAAGUUUCGAGUUGGAAAGACGGUGCCGCAAGCAUGUGCGGCCUGGGGUUACACCCUUGUGCUGGGCUCUUGCAUACACAUGAUGGCCUGCACCUACCAACUCAGAAGAAAGUACGAAGACGUGGAACGUCAAAUGGCAAUGUCUGGUGCCAUUCACGCGAGCAAAGCACCCGAGCUGCGAUAAAGUCAGAACCCGUGCUGCCUGUUCACCCCAAUAUUGCGUCAGCAUAGUAACACCACGGGCCUCUCUCCUUUAGAAUCCGAUACUCGGGCCCCUCAGGCUUGCCUUUUCUGUGUGCUGGCGUCAAAAUGGAAAUCUGGUGGAAUCUGCCAUCCGCCUUCUGUGGCUGAACACUGCUCUUGGAGCUCUCUUUCGUGAUCCCAUGCGGCUGGAUAACCGCUGGACAACCGGCGUGUGUGCGGGGGGUGCUUUCAUGUGAACCUAUGUAAAGCCGAUUCGUGUUGGUGUGGGCUAGUGGGAGAAUCAGCGUGGGCUCCUUAUCGUUACGGCGGGGCUUACUGUUAUCGAGGCCAGCGGGUCGCGACAGGCGUACAUGCCGCGCAAUUUGUCCCUCAAGGCACGACUGAUUGGGGGGGCUUCAACGGGAAAUGGGCGAGGUCCG
Molecule: messenger RNA, 794 nt
Organism: Ectocarpus sp. CCAP 1310/34
Lineage: Eukaryota; Phaeophyceae; Ectocarpales; Ectocarpaceae
Source: the annotation of a GenBank genome assembly